Molecule: messenger RNA, 1434 nt
Organism: Neogale vison (American mink)
Lineage: Eukaryota; Metazoa; Chordata; Mammalia; Carnivora; Mustelidae
Product: S-antigen protein-like
Exons: 2
Coding region: 1-1434 (477 amino acids)
Source: RefSeq, a predicted model, not a curated record
AUGGGCACGGACUGCAUGGAGCCCGGGGGUCUGUAUGAGUGGACGGGACCGAGUGCGGACGGGACCGAGAGUGGACGGACCGAGUGUGGAUGGGACCGAGUGCGGACGGGACCGAGUGCGGACGGGACCGAGAGCGGACGGACCGAGAGCGGACGGACCGAGUGCGGACGGGACCGAGAGUGGACGGGACCGAGUGCGGACGGGACCGAGAGCGGACGGACCGAGAGCGGACGGACCGAGUGCGGACGGGACCGAGAGUGGACGGGACCUAGAGUGGACGGGACCGAGUGCGGACGGGACCGAGUGCGGACGGGACCGAGAGUGGACGGGACCGAGUGCGGACGGGACCGAGAGUGGACGGGACCGAGUGCGGACGGGACCGAGAGUGGACGGACCGAGUGCGGACGGGACCGAGCGCGGACGGGACCUAGAGUGGACGGACCGAGCGCGGACGGGACCGAGAGCGGACGGACCGAGUGCGGACGGGACCGAGAGCGGACGGGACCGAGAGUGGACGGGACCGAGAGUGGACGGGACCGAGCGCGGACGGGACCGAGAGCGGACGGGACCGAGCGCGGACGGGACCGAGAGCGGACGGGACCGAGAGUGGACGGGACCGAGAGUGGACGGGACCGAGCGCGGACGGGACCGAGAGCGGACGGGACCGAGCGCGGACGGGACCGAGCGCGGACGGGACCGAGAGUGGACGGGACCGAGAGUGGACGGGACCUAGAGUGGACGGGACCGAGUGCGGACGGGACCGAGUGCGGACGGGACCGAGUGCGGACGGGACCUAGAGUGGACGGACCGAGUGCGGACGGGACCGAGAGUGGACGGGACCUAGAGUGGACGGGACCCAGAGUGGACGGGACCGAGAGUGGACGGGACCGAGCGCGGACGGGACCGAGCGCGGACGGGACCGAGAGCGGACGGGACCGAGAGCGGACGGGACCGAGCGCGGACGGGACCGAGCGCGGACGGGACCGAGCGCGGACGGGACCGAGCGCGGACGGACCGAGCGCGGACGGGACCGAGCACGGACGGGACCGAGCACGGACGGGACCGAGAGUGGACGGGACCGAGAGUGGACGGGACCUAGAGUGGACGGGACCGAGAGCGGACGGGACCGAGAGCGGACGGGACCGAGCGCGGACGGGACCGAGCGCGGACGGGACCGAGCGCGGACGGGACCGAGAGCGGACGGGACCGAGAGCGGACGGGACCGAGAGCGGACGGGACCGAGCGUGGACGGGACCGAGCGUGGACGGACCUAGACGAGGAUCCUGGCUCGUCCCGCAUCGGCGCCGGUGGAGGCCGCCGCCCUCGGAGCCCGCAGCCCCCCGCAGGAGCAAACGGAAGGCGGGUCCGAACGAGGAGGGAACCGGGAAGCGAAGCACCACGAGCCAACGCUGGGGUCGGUGCAUCGCGGCGUGA